CUGAGCGUGCCCCUGGGGGUGCUGCUGGGCUUCGCUCUGCUCGGUAACGCCAGCCUCGUCGCCACCAACCUCUCGCUCCUCCUCAACUUCGUCGGCUUCUACCAGGUCAGCAUCAUCCCGGCCGUCUGUUUCUUCGAAGCUGUCUUCAAGGGGCGAUCGUUCACCCCGCGGGUGAAAGCAGCCGUGGCAGUGGUGAUGCUGGGAGUGGCUCUCUGCACUGUAUCGGAGAUCCAUGUCAACCCGCUGGGGCUGGCUGUGGCGGCCUUCGCUGUUCUCUGCUCCGCCAUGCAUAUGAUGAUCCAUGUGAACCCACUUGGACUAGCUGUGGCGGCCUUUGCCGUGCUCUGCUCUGCCAUGCACAUGAUGUUUGAUGUUUUAUACAUGAGCUGCCUCAACAUGCACUGUCUGCAUGGGAGAGUGGCUCUCUGCACUGUCUCGGAGAUUCAUCUCAAUCCGCUGGGUCUAGCUGUGGCUGCCUUUGCCGUGCUCUGCUCUGCCAUGCACAUGAUGCUGAUUGGUCUGCUCCAAGAACGAUACGCCAUUGGUUCCUUCGAUCUCCUCAGCCAAUCAGCCCCUAUCCAGGCGUUCAUGCUGCUCCUCAUCGGCCCUUCCCUCGACCUCCUUCUCACCUCCCGCUCUCUUCUCGACUACCACUACCAGCCCUACGCCAUUCUCUUCAUAACGCUCUCUUGCUGCCUAGCCGUGGUCUGCAAUCUCAGCGCCUACCUCUGCAUCGGGAAAUUCUCCGCCUCGACUUACCAGGUGUUAGGCCACAUGAAGACCGUACUAGUGCUCGUGCUGGGAGUGGUGCUAUUCGACUCUGCCAUCUCCCUUAAAGGCAUCCUCGGUAUGUGUAUAGCGGUCACAGGAAUGGUUAUGUACGGCCAUGCUACUGCCACGCAGGCAAGUGCUCCAGGAGCAGGAGGGGGAGGGGGAGGAGGAGGAGCAGCGGCAAUGGAAAGAAGAGUGGGGCGAGGAAAGGGAGAAGCAGGCAUGGCAGGGGGGGAGGAGAAUGAAAGGGAAGAGAUACCAUUACUCAGUAUUGUGGUGGGUUCAGAGGAGGACGAAGAGGAAGAGGAGGAUAUGGACGAGAGGCGAGAUGAUGAGAAGGGGUUACUGAGGAAGCAGAGUAAUGAUAGUUAUAGAGCGGGUGGGUUCAAGGAUGGGGCAAGAAGGGCAGUGGAGACCUCUGAAAAGCCGAUCCAGAGACCGGAGGGUCGGUUCUGUCAGAUGAGUCGAGCUUUUCAGAAGAAUGCAGGAGCUGAUGCUCCUGAGUCACGAUGGCAUGGAGAGGAGGGGAAGGAGGGAUGA
Closterium sp. Naga37s-1 is the source of this 1311-nucleotide messenger RNA. The record is from the annotation of a GenBank genome assembly. NCBI's taxonomy places the organism in Eukaryota, Viridiplantae, Streptophyta, Zygnematophyceae, Desmidiales, Closteriaceae.